AUCAAUGCUAGAAGGGAAGGAGAUUUGUGAAGGAGGAAAAGGACUAUGGGAUCCCUGGUGCUUUCUGAGCUCUUCUCAGGCUAAGCCACCCCUGCGCCGACUACAAUGGGGCUCUGCAAAUGUCCCAAGAGGAAGGUCACCAACCUCUUCUGCUUUGAGCACCGGGUGAACGUGUGCGAGAACUGCAUUGUCGCUAACCACGCCAAGUGCAUCGUCCAGUCCUACCUACAGUGGCUGCAAGACAGCGAUUACAAUCCCAACUGCCGGUUGUGCAAUGCGUUACUUUCCAACAAAGAGACGGUUCGGCUUGUAUGUUACGACCUCUUCCAUUGGUCCUGCCUCAAUGAGAUGGCCAACCAGCUGCCGCAGAACACGGCCCCCGCUGGCUACCAGUGUCCCUCGUGCCAGGGCCCCAUCUUCCCUCCCACCAACUUGGUCAGCCCGGUUGCCUCUGCCCUCCGAGAGAAGCUCUCGACCGUCAACUGGGCUCGGGCCGGACUCCGGCUUCCCCUGAUUGACGAAACGGAAGUGAGUCACGAGGUGGAUGCUCACAACGCCUCAGAGGGCAGCGACUGGUCCAGUUUCACAGCCCUAAAUUCAGAAGACGCUGCCCCACAGAGUACGGCCUCGGCCUUCGCCUACAGCGCAGGCUGCAACUUCGAGUCCCCGCCACAGCAGCAGCAAAAUCUGAAGAAUGGCGGCGUGUCCGACCAGCACACCAUUGUCAGCAUGAGUGACGCAGCCUCCUCCUCACGGAAAAUUUACGACACCCGGGAAGCCGGCGUCGGCCAGGACUCAAACACCACCAUCGACUUCGACGAGGACAAAUACCGCCGGAGGCCGACGCUCAGCUGGCUCGCCCAGCUGCUCAAGAAUCGUUUCGGCACCCGGAAGCAGCCGCGGUCGUUGAUGCAGCGGUUCGUCAUCUUCCUUCUAAUCGGCGGGAUCGGCUUCCUGACGCUCGUCAUCGUCAUGAUGAAAGUAGGCCGGGCCUCGGCCGACAACGACCCCAGCCUAGACCCCAAGUUCAACCCUAACAUCCGAGUGGGACAGUAGUUUGAGUAGGGGCCGGCCUCUCCUUCGCCAUGUUGGCCCUGUACCCCACACUCUGGGCUCUUCCUCUUGGCAGCUGGCAGAAUGGCACCCCCAGAGGGAGGGAGGGGAAGAGGGAGGCCUGGGGCUGCAACUACUCGGUGUGCGUGUGUGUCUCCGUCAGCUUCUCAGCCUGGACAAACAAGGUUGUUGGGGACACCUUGGAAGCUUGGAUGAAGGUAUACCAGUUCAAAGAUGGCCCAUCUCUUUUUCUUCCUCCUCCUCCUCCCCACAGUCCGAUGGGAAUUGUAAACAACAAAUGUUGUUGCCCUGAUGGGCAGCUUUAGGCAGAAAGGACUAGUGUGCAGUGCAGGGACAGGAUGGAACUGGCAAUUUUAAAGAGAACAGGGCCUCCCAUUUCUCGUUUCCUUCCCUCGCUCCUACUCAGUAGGUGGAUGGGCAAAAGAAGCCCCCGUUUCUCUCUCUUCUCACAACUCGGCUUCCACUCGAGCCAGGCAGAAGCCCACUUUUCCUUAGGGGUCAAGUUUCCUCAUUGCUUUGUUUUCCUUCUUUGAAGGAAGUUGCUUAAGGCGGGCGUGAUCGACAGAACUGGGGGGGGGGGACUGUCGCCAUGCCCACCCCGUAGCAAUUUUUACAAAAAAGUACGGCCAAGUUCGUGAAGUUCUCCGUCAAGUAACAAGACCUCAUCUCCUAAAUCCACUUUGAUGCUUCUGUGCAAGCUUGUCUUGGUUGCGGGAACGCCAAAGCUCCACCCCCAUACACUCCCCCCCCAAAACAAAAGGGGGCUCUAUCUAAGCUGAAGCAACAUCUGUUUGCACCCCACUUCGGUCCUUUCCGUUAACACAACUAGUUUCCGGACCAAAGGCUCCCUCCACACAGUUUCUCUGCAACACAGAGGUUGAAAAAGGUCCAGGGUUUGAUGGGCAGGUGCUCGAAGUGCUGCGGAGAUGAGAAGGCAACGGCGCCUCGGUGCUUAGGAAUCGCUUCCCUUCAUAAGCCAGGAGUUACACGUCAAAUUAAAAAAGGAGGCCAUUAUUAUCUUAUGCCCCACUUUUGUCCUCUGGCAACAUCUCCACUCUGUUCAGGCGCCAGGUUUUUCCAGAAAGGGUGGCCUCAACCUUGUCUUCUCCAAAACCACUUUUCCCCAUUCUCCAGCAGAUUUGAUGGGCACGAUCGCUUUGCCGAAAGCGACGGUCCCAGUCCAUUUUGGGGGGAAAGCAGGGGGGGGGCACCCGGUGGAGGAAAGUCUCUCUCAUCCCAGAUGUCCGAUCAAGAAGGGUAAGCUGCCAUCCUUUGCAGGGGACCCCCAUUUUGGAAAGGUUUGGGGACCGGUUCGAAGGACAGCUCUGAAAUUUCCCGCAGGGUUUAUUUCUCGCCUCUGGAUUCUUCCGAUGUAGGGCGGUGAGUGUGCAAAUCUCUGGCACAUUGAAGCAAUAGAGACAUUGGUUAAUGUUCUAUUAAACACUCUUGGCUGAUC
Thamnophis sirtalis is the source of this 2530-nucleotide messenger RNA. It is a transcript of the gene ZFPL1, whose product is annotated as zinc finger protein like 1. Gene Ontology annotation, cellular component: Golgi apparatus. Lineage: Eukaryota; Metazoa; Chordata; Lepidosauria; Squamata; Natricidae. The record is from RefSeq and is a predicted model, not a curated record.